Molecule: messenger RNA, 2383 nt
Organism: Zeugodacus cucurbitae (melon fly)
Lineage: Eukaryota; Metazoa; Arthropoda; Insecta; Diptera; Tephritidae
Product: Lipoma-preferred partner homolog
Exons: 10
Coding region: 279-2306 (675 amino acids)
Biological process (GO): cell-cell adhesion
Cellular component (GO): stress fiber; focal adhesion
Source: RefSeq, a predicted model, not a curated record
UUUCCCCUUCUUUUAUACGAGGAAUAGCCGUUUCAUUUUUAUUCGCGUGUGAACCGGUAUUUAGUUGGCAAUAAUGUUUGCUUUUCGAGUUGACGCUUUGGAGUUGUAGAAAACAAUUUUGGAGUAUUAAUUGAGUUUUUAUUGCAAACGAAUGAAUUCCUGUGCGCUGAUUACUUAUUUCUAACUUGUGAUAUGAACACCAUCUGAUUUUACCGAUCAAUGAUUCGCCAAUAAUAACAAAUAUUUUUCAUAUGUUAAACGCGUUAUAACUACAAUUGAUGGAUCAUCCCGAACAGUUUGUAAAACGCGGCCUGAAUGGGGCAUAUGAAAUUACAAGUUCGAAUGCCACACUAAAGGAAAAUUCAACUGAAAGUGGAUGCAGUGCUGUUUGGACAAAAGACGUGAGCAGUAGCGACGUGAACUAUGAUAACGAUAGAGAAAUACAAAAUAAAUCAAUAAGUGAAAUAGAAACGAAUAAUAAAUCGCUUAUUUGUGGUAUGGAUAGUCUAAAGAAGGUUGGACCACUUGUACCGCCAAAACCUUAUAAGAAGAAACAAGACUACUCCGAGGUGUCCACAGAUAUUAUCACUGAACAAGUCUGUGAACCGCACUAUUCCAAACAAUUGCACGGUACAACGAAUGUUUUGCAUAAAUCCUCACAAAGCACUACUUUAGAUAAUCCUGUCGUAUUGGACCAACAAUUAGCGGCUUUAGCGCAUCAUAAACGACAGUUAGAAAAGAAGGGUAUUGCUUUGAAACAGCCAAAACAGCGAAAUGAUGAACAAUUAUCCGACGUUUUGCAUUCCCCAAAAUCUUCGCCUUGUUCGCUGGAAAGUGAAGAUAGUCCUUAUAACAUAAUUUUAAAAAACGGUCAUAUACCUUCAACGCAUGUUGGUACCAAAGCAAUGCAUGCAAACAUAACGGAGCUACCGAGAGUUGGUGAAAAUAUUAUAAACACAAAAUCCAGCAAAUAUAUCGAACAAAACGCUGACAUAAAACUAAGUAGAAAUCAAGCGGAUAAUGAAAUGGCACAAGCGGAAAGCAAAAUCCAUUCCAAAUUCAUUUGUAAAGAAAACAAAAAUGACGGCGUAGUGGAACCGCCACCAUCAGAGUUUUCAAUCGAUGCAAUUGAGGGUACUUUGGAGUAUUCAGGCCGUCAUGCUGAGGAAACACUGCCACCUUCUAGUCCUGUCAGUUCAUCUUAUAGUGAAUUGAGAAGAGCAACAAAUGUAUUUAAGAAAAUGUAUAUAAAAAACCAAGAACCAAAAGUUAAUUGUAAUGAACUGAACACCCCCGACUUUAAUGGGCCAUAUACAAAUGUGGCUUGCAGCAACGACUUCACCUCCUAUUGUACAACAAUGCAGACUGACCGUAAAAAUAUCAACGAUAUUUACAAUAAUGGAAGUUCCACUCAGGGUUCCACAACAUAUGAGUCCAUAUAUGAGCCAAUAAUACCACGUGCUGCUAGUAGACUAUCAUCCAACAAUUUGAAUUAUGGGCAAUAUGUCAACGGACCACAACUGAUGGCAAGCGCAUGCACAGGCAACUCAUCGACUAUUGGCGCCAUUAGUUCUAGCGCCUGUAGCACACCGUCUUAUCCCAGUCCAAGAAAGAAUGCAAGCCAAAACAACGAAAUUGAAGUUAAUGCGCUUACUGACUAUUUGGUACAAUCUCUUGAUACUGGCGCUGGUGUUGAAAACUAUGGAACUUGUUUUAAAUGCAACGGGCGCGUAAUAGGCGAGAACUCCGGUUGUACGGCCAUGGAACAAAUUUUUCACAUUACAUGCUUCACGUGCGCACAAUGUAAAGUCAAUUUGCAGGGUAAACCAUUCUAUGCAUUGGAUGGCAAACCUUUUUGUGAAUAUGAUUACUUGCAAACUUUGGAAAAAUGUUCCGUAUGUAUGAAGCCGAUAAUGGAACGCAUACUGCGCGCCACUGGCAAGCCAUAUCAUCCACAAUGUUUUACGUGCAAAGUUUGUGGAAAUAACCUGGAUGGCAUACCAUUUACUGUUGAUGCAACGAAUCAAAACUAUUGCAUAGCUGACUUUCACAAAAUAUUUGCUCCACGUUGUUGUGUAUGCAUGGAACCAAUUAUGCCGAAACCUGGCGAAGAAGAAACUGUGCGUGUUGUUGCUUUGGAUCGCAGUUUUCAUUUUGAGUGCUAUAAAUGUGAAGAUUGUGGUUUACUAUUGUCCUCUGAAGCUGAAGGUCGCGGUUGCUACCCCUUAGAUGGGCAUGUGCUAUGCAAAAGUUGUAAUGCCAAACGUGUCCAAAUGCUAACUCAGCGGAUAUCAACCGAAUUAUAAGCCAAUUUAUUAUGAUAACACAUUUAUAUAUACGUUUGUAUGAAUGUAUUAAAAGACAACAAACUUCAUAAACUGUA